AUGCGACCUCUAGUCCUCAGAGGCCAUCGCAGGCCCUUGACGUGUGUCAAGACCAACAGAGAGGGAGACCUUUUGUUCACCUGUGGGAAGGACGCGAGUCUGCUUCUCUGGAGGACCGACAAUGGGCAGCAGAUCGGGCAGUACAACACUGGCCGUGGUGCCAUAUGGGCGUGCGACGUCACUGUCGACUCCAAAAUGCUCAUCGCCGCGACCGGUGACGCCAGGAUCCUGAUCCUCGACACCUUCACGGGGGAGAUGAUCGCGGACAUAAAGGACGAGGGUGCCUGCAAGUACGUCGAGUGGAACCGCAACCCGCAGAAGCAGGACAAGUUUGUCAUGAUCCACGACGACUUCGGAGAGUCCGUGUUCAUGGCGCUCAAGGUCUACAAGCUUGAUUUCGAGCAGACGGAGGAAGGCGGUCUGGCCGUUGAACAUCGCAUCCUGUGGACACAGAGGGGCUACAGAUCCAGAGCCAUACAGUGCCACUGGGGGGCCUUGGACAAAGACGUCAUCACCUGCCACGAGAAUGGCACGAUACAGGUAACGCACGCUUUACACGCUGGCAAGGGCGCUCAGGUCUGGGAUGCCGAGAAUGGCACCAAUCUCCACGUCAUCGAGGCCCACACGCAGACUGUCACGUGCAUCUCGUUCGACCUCUACGGGCUCUUCAUGCUGUCGUGUUCUUCGGAUGGUACCGCGAAGCUCUGGGAAACUCUGAACUGGACCACCGUAAAGAACUACAAAACUGACCGCCCGCUGAAUGCGUGCGUCAUUUCGCCGUGUUUCAAGAUGGAUCGUGUCGAAAAGGCACACAUAUUGCUGGGAGGAGGGCAGUCGGCCGACGAAGUCACAACCACCGCCGCCUCCGAGGGUAAAUUCCAGGCGCUGCUGCACCACCUGAUACACGAGGUUGAGAUUGGGAGCAUCAAGGGGCACUUCGGUCCCAUCAACACCCUGACGUUCCUGGCGGAGGGUAACGGGUACGUCAGCGGAGGAGAGGACGGUAACGUCAGGAUAUACCACUUCGACAAGGACUAUAUCCUGGACAAGUACGACUGA
Babesia bigemina is the source of this 1059-nucleotide messenger RNA. Its product is annotated as translation initiation factor 3 subunit 2, putative. NCBI's taxonomy places the organism in Eukaryota, Apicomplexa, Aconoidasida, Piroplasmida, Babesiidae. Gene Ontology annotation, molecular function: protein binding; translation initiation factor activity; RNA binding. The transcript has 8 exons. Gene Ontology annotation, cellular component: eukaryotic translation initiation factor 3 complex, eIF3m; cytoplasm. The record is from RefSeq and is a predicted model, not a curated record. Bases 1 to 1059 code for a protein of 352 amino acids. Gene Ontology annotation, biological process: cytoplasmic translational initiation.